Molecule: messenger RNA, 2049 nt
Organism: Spirodela intermedia
Lineage: Eukaryota; Viridiplantae; Streptophyta; Magnoliopsida; Alismatales; Araceae
Source: the annotation of a GenBank genome assembly
AUGAGAGAAGAAGCAACAAAGGGGAGUCCUCUCCCAGGGACCCCUGAGAUCACUAACUCUGAAGGAGAUGUGGGCAGCCUCACGGGAAAUGGUCCUCCCAAGGCUCCAUCAUCAUCACUCUCAAACAAAGAUGGAAAUGGAAAGGCUGUUCCCCACUAUCUCAGAGCGUCUGGGCGCUCUUGCCACGAUUUCUGCAAGUAUGGGAGGAAGCACACGUUCGAAUUGAAGGGGAAACGUCGCAUUUCUCCAUAUCUAGCAGCUAUUGAAAAAACUCCCCUCAAGGGAGAGUACCAUGUGAAGAUUCCUCUUCUGAUUGAGAGACAGAGGAGGUAUGCAGGUCCCCUGAAAGAAAAAUUGAAUGGUAAAGGGAAACUAUGUAAGGGAGGGGUUCCCUGCCCAAUGAAGAAACCUGGGAAGUCAGAGGAGUCUGAAGAAUCGUCAUCUCUCGAGGAAAUUGAGCCGCAUGAGGGGGUUGGGACCAUCGAGGAGACGGAGCCGCAUGAGGGGGUUGAGCCGCAUGAGGCCGUUUCUGAGUGCUGUGAAGAAUUUAGUACCUCUGAGGAUCUCAACCAGAGGAAAGCUUCUUCAAGGAAGGUUCAUCCGACUGUAGAUUCUGAAUCUGUUGGGGUAGAGCUUCGUCCUGCCAAGAAACCCUCGGCUUCUCUCAAGCCCAGGGUCCCGCAGAAGGUUCCGACCCUCAAGAGAGCCAUUUCAUCAGGGAAAGCUGAAGUCAGCAGAAGAGAGGGAGGCCCACCUGAUAAGAGACGAGAGGGUUCUUCCAGACCAGAUCUUUCCAGCAUGCUAAAGAAGCCGUCUUUCAGAAGAACCCAUCUCCCUGUGGAGACUGCGUCUGCCCAAGAAAGGGUCCAAGCUCUGAAGAAACCCGCUGCAUCCACUGAACCAAGGGCCCUGCAGAAGCUUCCAUCCCUCAAGAAGCUCUCUGCAUCUCUCAGGCCGAGAGCCAUACAGAAGAGCCCAUCUGUGAAGAAAGUGCCUUCGAUAUCGCUCAGACCGAGAGUCACGAACCCACCCCUCAAGAAGGAUGGUUCUACGGCCUUGCAGAAGCUUCCAUCUGUGAAGAAGCCCUCUGCGUCUCUUAAGCCCAGGACCAUACAGAAGGUUCCAUCUUUGAAGAAACCCUCGGCAUCUCUCAAACCGAGAGUCAUGAACCCAUCUCUCAAGAGGGCUGUCUCAUCAAUGAAGGCCCAGGUCGGCAAAGAAGAUGGGUCUUCUCCGGCUGAGAGAUCUGACGGGUCUUCUUCCAGACCGCCCAUCUACGGAAAGUCAAAGACCGCAGCUACCAACCCAACGUCUGUGCGGAGAACGGGAACAAUGGGUGAGAAGAAAACGCCAAGUCAGCGAUCGGAUUCCACGCUGCUGAAGCCCUCACUUGGUCAAGGCCCGGGGCUCACCAUAAAGAGACUCAAGAAGACUGAGUCUUCUCCUGUGGAACAGUCAAAAGGAGUGGGGAAGAGUCAACACGAAAAUGUGAAGAUGAAAGAGAAAGCCCUACGAGCCGUUGAACCAAGAUCAGCAAAGGGAAAGGGCGUGGACUCUGCGCCAUGGAGGGUCACUACUGGACAUGGGAAAGAAAGAACAAGAGCCGUCGCCGUAAAUCAAGGCAAGAAGGUUGCGAGAAGGGACAUAAAAGUCAACACCGAAGACAAAGCCCCAACUCCUUGCAGGUUGACUUUUAGGAGUGGAAAGGUGGUUAGCCCCCACCAAUGGGUCGUCGAUCCACCGAGGAGACUCAGGUUCAGGCAAGUGAAGAGGAUCGGCAGCAACCUCAGUGAGACCGGGAAGCGGAGCUUCAAGAGGAAAGAGUUUCCUAAUGGGCACUCGAGCCAUCACCACCCGGAAACCCACAAGGUGGUGUUGAGGCAUCGGGAAAUCAAGGAUAAGAAGGAUUGCCAGGCCCUGCUCAAUCACGUCAUCGAAGAGACCGCCAGCAGGCUCGUUGAGACCAGCAAGAGCAAGGUGAAGGCAUUGGUGGGCGCCUUUGAAACCGUGAUCUCUCUUCAAGUAGGCAGGCCUGCUGCUCCAGUCUGA